CCGCCCUCGCCACCGUCUCCCGGCAGAGCUGCAGCCCGGCGCAGGCGCAAUACGCUCUCCAGCUCCUCGCGCCUGCGCGCAGAGUCACCACCGCCCUCCCGCUCCUCAAUCCGCGUGCGCGGGGCUGAAUGGGCUUCCGGGACGCCACCCACUGCAGGGCGUUGGCGGUUCCUCCGCGCCGCGAGCCCCGCUGACCCGCUCUCCGUCGGCCAAAACCCUCCUCCUGGGCCCGCGCGGGAGCAGCGGGCCUCUGCGGGGAGCGGCGAGCCCGCCGGCCCCGGUCUCUUUCCCUGGCGGCGGCGGCUUCUUCUGUGGGGCAAUAUGUUCAAGAGAAUGGCCGAAUUUGGGCCUGACUCCGGCGGGAGAGUGAAGGGGGUUACUAUCGUUAAACCAAUAGUUUAUGGUAAUGUUGCUCGGUAUUUUGGAAAAAAAAGAGAAGAGGAUGGGCACACUCAUCAGUGGACAGUAUAUGUAAAACCGUAUAGAAAUGAGGAUAUGUCAGCGUAUGUGAAGAAAAUCCAAUUUAAAUUACAUGAAAGCUAUGGCAAUCCUUUAAGAGUUGUUACUAAGCCUCCAUAUGAAAUUACUGAAACAGGAUGGGGUGAAUUUGAAAUAAUCAUCAAAAUAUUUUUCAUUGAUCCUAAUGAGAGACCUGUAACCCUGUAUCAUUUAUUAAAGCUAUUUCAGUCAGAUACCAAUGCAAUGCUGGGGAAAAAAACAGUGGUUUCAGAGUUCUAUGAUGAAAUGAUAUUUCAAGACCCAACAGCAAUGAUGCAACAAUUACUAACAACAUCUCGUCAGCUAACUUUAGGAGCCUAUAAGCAUGAAACUGAAUUUGCAGAACUUGAAGUGAAAACCAGAGAAAAAUUAGAGGCUGCGAAAAAGAAAACAAGCUUUGAAAUUGCAGAGCUUAAGGAGAGACUAAAAGCAAGUCGUGAAACUAUUAAUUGCUUAAAAAAUGAAAUCAGAAAACUCGAAGAAGAUGAUCAGACAAAAGAGAUAUAAACAGUUCUGAAGAGAACUUGAUAGUAAGCUAAACUGAAUAUAAGGUGGACUUUAAAGAAGAAAUGGACUGCAACUGCUCUGAUGUUUCUUAGAGGAACUUAAUACUGUCGACCAUUUCUCAGCAAUGGGGUCAAAGUAUUUGUCUUUUCAAGCAAUCUUUGUUGUGAAGUAAUAUGUGUAUAAUAAGAAUGAGUGCUGUAUAGGCAUUUUAUCCACCCAUAUUAGUGCCACCCAUAUUAAUGCCAAUGAUGUUAAACACAAAAAAAUUUUUUAUUACAUUGUGUGUAGAGCUUAUCCUUUUAACAAGUAUCAGCAUUUUAUUAUAAAGUAUAACUUGUACAGAUUUUGUACUUCCCUAGUAGUUAGAUGAGUGGUAAAAUUACUGUGUAUUUAAUUUCUUAAAUUCUUACCUUCCCCCAUCCUAACUCUUGUAACUGGUAUGCCCAGUGCCCAGUAACUACCCAAUAAAUGUGGAUUUCAGAUCCUA
Manis pentadactyla (Chinese pangolin) is the source of this 1492-nucleotide messenger RNA. It is a transcript of the gene YEATS4, whose product is annotated as YEATS domain containing 4. The coding region runs from base 322 to 1005 and encodes 227 amino acids. Lineage: Eukaryota; Metazoa; Chordata; Mammalia; Pholidota; Manidae. The record is from RefSeq and is a predicted model, not a curated record. The transcript has 7 exons. Gene Ontology annotation, biological process: regulation of DNA-templated transcription.